This is a messenger RNA of Penaeus chinensis, 1389 nucleotides long. Its product is annotated as protein KTI12 homolog. The coding region runs from base 352 to 1179 and encodes 275 amino acids. The record is from RefSeq and is a predicted model, not a curated record. The transcript has 6 exons. Lineage: Eukaryota; Metazoa; Arthropoda; Malacostraca; Decapoda; Penaeidae.
UCCCAAACCCUCCUGAUGUUAUUCAGGACAUUUACAUAUUCUUUCCAUCUGCUAUACUUCUAAGUUACAAUUAAUAAAUUUACUAUGAUAUUACAAACAUACCUCAUUAAAAAAAAAAUCCAGGUCAUAGUUGCUAUACGGAGGGGUAAAAAUAAGUAUUUCGAUAAAUAUUACUUUCACAUAUAUAUGAAUAUCAUAAUUCAGCAAUAUGUUAAUUUAUGCAAAGUUACUUAUAAGUUACACAAUUCAAAUCAAAGUGGGAUACAGCUUGAUACUUUAUGUUCUUCUGAUUCUCAUGUCAUACUGCUUAAAUCCUGAAUUAUACUUGUCACUCGUGUAUUGUCCAUCAACAUGCCUCUUAUUAUGCUAUGUGGAUUUCCAUCAAGUGGAAAAACUAGAAGGAGUUUGGAACUAAAAGAAUACUUCGAAAAUGAAAAAAAUAAGACAGUUACCAUCGUGAGCGAGAAUGGUUUUCUCAAUAAGGAAAAAAAUGCUGUAUUUAGUGAUUCUAGACGUGAGAAGGACCUUAGAGGGGCUAUGAAGACAGAGGUAAUACGACUGUUGAAUAAAGAUGAUGUUACAAUAUUUGAUGCAGGGAAUUACAUCAAAGGCUACAGAUAUGAAUUGUAUUGUGCAACAAAACACAACAAAACACCCCAUUGUAUUGUUCACUGUUUGGUCCCAACUGAACAAGCUUGGUCAUGGAAUGAAAAUCGAGUUGAGGAUGAACAAUAUACCCGUGAGGUUUUUGAUGGCCUUGUCAUGAGAUAUGAGGAACCUAAUAGCAGCAAUAGGUGGGAUUCACCAAUGUUUACAGUUUUACCAGAAGAUAAGCCCCAAUUUGAAAGCAUAUUUGAGGCAGUAUAUCUACGUAAGCCUCCUCCUCCUAAUCAGUCCACACAAACACAGCCACUAUCAUCUACAAAUUUUCUUUUUGAGCUUGAUCGGACAACACAGGAAGUAACAGCAACAAUAAUGUCAGCCCAGAAAAUAGUAGGAGGAAGCGACAUCAAAAUCCCUGGAGUAACUGAACCCGUAAAUCUUGGAAGAACGUUGACACUGGCAGAAUUGACACGAGCAAGAAGACAGUUUAUAUCCUACACGAAGAUGCAUCCUGUGGAAGACACUGCAAAAUUGUCUACGCUUUUUGUUCAGUAUCUCAAUACUACUUUGGGGUGAUGCCUGGCUCUUAGAAUAGGUCCACUUUUGAGUUUCUCCCAAAUAUCUGGUGGUCAACAUCAACUGAUUUAUCCAGUUAUAUUUGAUAAUACUUUUUUUCAAUUGCAUCUUAUUCUAUUUUUGUAAAAAUCUUGUUUAUGAGGCAAUAAGCUUGUUAUGGAUUAGUAUACAAUUAAAUAUAAAGAAUAAAAUGUACUCAUAAAUUGUUAA